Ostreococcus lucimarinus CCE9901 is the source of this 1896-nucleotide messenger RNA. RefSeq lists its product with no specific name. The coding region runs from base 1 to 1896 and encodes 631 amino acids. Lineage: Eukaryota; Viridiplantae; Chlorophyta; Mamiellophyceae; Mamiellales; Bathycoccaceae. Gene Ontology annotation, molecular function: ATP hydrolysis activity; ATP binding. The transcript has a single exon. The record is from RefSeq and is a predicted model, not a curated record.
AUGGACAUUCACAUCAGCGGUAUUCAGCUCUACGGCGGACGCGAUGAGUUGAUUCAGGAAGGGGUUUUGAAGUUAGUGUUCGGGACGAAGUACGGUUUGGUCGGUCGAAAUGGAUGCGGCAAGUCGACGCUGUUGCGAGCGAUUUCCGAACGCGUCAUCAAGUUGCCAGAAUUUUUGCACAUCAUUCACGUCGAGCAAGAGGCGUCACCGGACGAGCGGUCCGCGUUGCAGACCGUCGUGGAGACCGACACCGAGCGUCUGUACUUGCUCAAUCUAGAGAAGCGAAUGUUGGACGAAGAACUCGAUCAAAUCGAUGGCAUCGACUUGAACGAGGUGUACGAGCGCCUGGACGAAAUAGACGCCGACACGGCGACGGCGCGCGCGGGACAAAUUCUGGGCGGUCUCGGUUUCGAUCCCGAGGAGCAAAUGAAGGCGACGAAAGAAUUUUCCGGUGGUUGGCGCAUGCGCAUCGCGCUCGCGGCGGCGCUGUUCAUGACGCCGGAUUUGUUGUUGCUGGACGAACCGACGAAUCACUUGGACGUGCACGCUUUGACGUGGCUCGAAGAGUUUUUACGAAAGUGGGAAAAGACGGUCCUCAUCGUGUCGCACGAUCGCGGCUUUUUGAACGAUUGCACGACGGCAACAAUUUUCUUGCACCACAAAAAGUUGCGCUACUACGGCGGAUCCUACGAUACCUUCCUCAAGGUGCGCGCUGAGCACCGAGCCAACGAGGAGGCGAUGCAGCGAAACCAAAGUUUGCGAGAGUCAUCUCUGAAGCAAUUCAUUCAGCGAUUUGGGCAAGGUCACAAGAAAAUGGUGCGUCAGGCACAAUGUCGCAUGAAGAUGCUCGAAAAAUUACAGAGCGAGCGGGUGGACGUGGAUUACGAUGAUCCGUAUCUACGCAUCAAUUUCCCAUCCGCGUCGCCGUUGCCGCCACCGUGCAUCUCCGUGAUGAACGUCGCGUUCGGUUACGAAGGCUAUCAAACCUUGUACCAAAACUUAGACUUUGGGUUAGACAUGGAUAGCCGAGUCGCAAUCGUCGGACCGAACGGGGCUGGUAAAUCGACGUUUUUGAAGCUUCUCGAGGGUGACAUUUUGCCCACCAAAGGUUGGAUUAAUCGUCACACCAAGCUUCGGCUAGCGCGUUUCUCUCAACAUCACUUGGAGACGAUGAACUUGGAGGAAGAUUGCGUAGCGCACAUGAAGAGACUAGACAGCGAAAUGCCUAUAGAGACGGCGCGAGCGUACUUGGGUCGAUUCGGCCUGUCUGGCGAGCUCGCGACAAAGCCGAUUAAAGUUUUGUCCGGCGGGCAAAAGUCACGUCUAGCAUUUGCCGAACUCGCGUGGAAGCAACCUCACAUUCUCCUUUUGGAUGAACCUACUAACCAUCUUGACUUGGAAACGAUCGAGUCACUUGCCAUGGCGCUCAACAACUUCGAAGGCGGCGUCGUGUUAGUCUCGCACGACGAGCGUCUCAUUUCGCUCGUCGUCGAUGAAAUUUGGAUUGUCACGAAGGGCGACAUGAAAUCCAAUCCUCCGGUCCCAGGAAGCGUACAAGUUUUCAAUGGAUCGUUCGACGAUUACAAAGCCAAGUUGCGCGAAGAGUUUUCGGGCGGCAACUUGUUGUCGGAGAAACGAAAAGCCGAAAAGAAGAGGGGAGGUGGGCGUGCGCCCGAACCCGAACCCGAACCCGAGAAGGCGCCCGCACCGGCGAAGCCUCCCGGAAAGAUCAUGAUGGACAGUGCGUUCACAAAGUCCACGUCAAACGAUAUCUCCAACGAACAAGAUCGCCCGACUUCGUCCCAGGUGAAAUGGGUUCCGCCUCACUUGCGAGGCGCCGCGCAACAAGACCAAGAGAACGCGGGCAGUGCCGACCAAGCGUGGGGCGAAGAAUGA